AUGCCAACCCUUUCACCUACCAGUCUUCUGAUUCCGACUGUUGCCCCAGGCUUCGCUCUCGUCAAAAUCAAAUAUUCAUGCAUUGAACCAUCCGAUAGAGCUAACAGCAUCGGCGCAUUCCCGAAGACAAUUUUCUCCCGCAUUCCUGGUCGCGACUACUCCGGCACAGUGAUUGAAUUGAAGCAGGAUUCAGGUGCGAGACGCUCCGAGUGGAUUGGAAAGACCGUCUACGGAACUGGCGGUGCCGAACUUGGUUUCAACAUCGAUGGCCCACAUGCGCAAUACUGCCUCAUCCCCGAGAACAUGCUUAUUGAGAAGCCCGACACAAUUUCUCUCCUUCAGGGUGCUACCGUUGGGGUUCCUUUCACGACUGCUCUGCGCGGAGCUGUAGGAUCUGCUGCUGUCCAACUUGCUCAGGCAACAGGGUGCAGGCGUAUACUGACCGCAACUCGAAACAAAGACGAAAAUCCAGAUGUCCUGUUGAAAGGUGAUAUCGAUACGGAGCUUCAGACCAAACUUCCCUCCCUCACCGACGGAAAGGGCGUCGACGUGGUGGUCGAUACUAUAGGAAAUCUUGAUAUCAUGAAUACUGCCAUCCACGCUUUGGCUAUUAAGGGUCGGUAUGCAUGGAUUACCGCACUAAAGGGAGGAGUUCCCAUGAAGUUAAGUCUGGACAUUUUUGAGGCCUAUCGAAAGGAGAUUGAGCUUGUGGGCUGUAACACCGGUCUUGCCACAACCGAGAAUACAGCGGAAGAGAUGAAGAUAUUGACCCAUUUGUUCAAACAAAAUUUGAUUCAUCCGCAAGCUGAAUCUUCAAUGAACUUGGUUGACUUGGAUGAUGCCAUUGAGAAGGGCUAUAAGACAUCUCUAAAUAAGAAGCAGACCGUGUUGACGAUGGACUAG
Molecule: messenger RNA, 903 nt
Organism: Penicillium vulpinum
Lineage: Eukaryota; Fungi; Ascomycota; Eurotiomycetes; Eurotiales; Aspergillaceae
Product: quinone oxidoreductase family protein
Exons: 2
Coding region: 1-903 (300 amino acids)
Molecular function (GO): oxidoreductase activity
Source: RefSeq, a predicted model, not a curated record